AUGUGCUCUGGGCUCCCGGCCAUCCUGCUGCCCAUCUGGCUCUCCUGGACCCUGGGGACGCGAGGCUCGGAGCCCCGCAGCGUGAACGAUCCUGGGAACAUGUCCUUUGUGAAGGAAACGGUGGACAAGCUGCUGAAAGGCUACGACAUUCGCCUGAGACCGGACUUCGGGGGUCCCCCGGUCUGCGUGGGGAUGAACAUCGACAUCGCCAGCAUAGACAUGGUUUCCGAAGUCAACAUGGAUUACACCUUGACCAUGUAUUUUCAACAAUACUGGAGAGAUAAAAGGCUCGCCUAUUCUGGGAUCCCUCUCAACCUCACGCUGGACAAUCGAGUGGCUGACCAGCUCUGGGUGCCUGACACAUAUUUCUUAAAUGACAAAAAGUCAUUUGUGCACGGAGUGACGGUGAAGAACCGCAUGAUCCGCCUCCACCCUGACGGGACGGUGCUGUACGGGCUCAGAAUCACGACGACCGCAGCAUGCAUGAUGGACCUGAGAAGAUACCCCUUGGAUGAGCAGAACUGCACCCUGGAGAUUGAAAGCUAUGGCUACACCACAGAUGACAUCGAGUUUUACUGGCGCGGGGGUGAUAAGGCUGUGACCGGCGUGGAGAGGAUUGAGCUCCCACAGUUCUCCAUUGUGGAGCAUCGUCUGGUCUCCAGGAAUGUCGUCUUUGCCACAGGUGCCUACCCUCGGCUCUCACUGAGCUUUCGGUUGAAGAGAAACAUUGGAUACUUCAUUCUCCAGACCUACAUGCCCUCUAUCCUAAUUACAAUUCUCUCAUGGGUGUCCUUCUGGAUCAAUUAUGAUGCAUCUGCGGCUAGAGUUGCCCUUGGGAUCACCACCGUGCUGACCAUGACAACCAUCAACACGCACCUUCGGGAGACGUUGCCCAAAAUCCCCUACGUCAAAGCCAUUGACAUGUACCUCAUGGGCUGCUUUGUCUUUGUGUUUCUGGCCCUACUGGAGUAUGCCUUUGUCAACUACAUUUUCUUUGGAAGAGGCCCUCAAAGGCAGAAGAAACUUGCAGAAAAGAACGCCAAGGCGAAGAAUGACCGCUCGAAGGGUGACAGCAACCGGGUGGAUGCUCACGGAAAUAUUCUGUUAACAUCGCUGGAGGUUCACAAUGAGAUGAACGAGGUUGCAGGUGGCGUUGGUGAUACCCGGAAUUCAGCAAGAUCCUUUGACAACUCAGGAAUCCAGUACAGGAAACAGAGCAUGCCUCGGGAAGGGCAUGGGCGACACAUGGACAGAAGCGUCCCGCACAAGAAGACCCAUCUACGGAGGAGGUCUUCACAGCUCAAAAUCAAAAUCCCUGAUCUAACCGAUGUGAAUGCCAUAGACAGAUGGUCCCGGAUCGUGUUUCCAUUCACUUUUUCUCUUUUCAACUUAGUUUACUGGCUGUACUAUGUUAACUGA
This is a messenger RNA of Budorcas taxicolor (takin), 1419 nucleotides long. It is a transcript of the gene GABRB3, whose product is annotated as gamma-aminobutyric acid type A receptor subunit beta3. The transcript has 9 exons. The record is from RefSeq and is a predicted model, not a curated record. Gene Ontology annotation, cellular component: synapse; membrane; GABA-A receptor complex. Lineage: Eukaryota; Metazoa; Chordata; Mammalia; Artiodactyla; Bovidae. Gene Ontology annotation, molecular function: GABA-A receptor activity; extracellular ligand-gated monoatomic ion channel activity; neurotransmitter receptor activity. Gene Ontology annotation, biological process: nervous system process; regulation of membrane potential; chemical synaptic transmission. Bases 1 to 1419 code for a protein of 472 amino acids.